AUGGUCGCCUGGUCGAGAAUCUGUCUCGCUCUUACCGCCGCCAGUGGCGCUUAUGCUGCUCCGGCUGCUGCCAAUCAUGGCCCUCUCUCUCUCUUCAGUGAGAUCAAGCAGAUCCCCUCCCAGUGGCAGGCGUCUGGCGCCGCGGAGAAGACUGCUUUGAUCAAGGGCCAGAUUGGUCUCAAGCAGAGCAACAUCAAGGGUCUCGAGCAGAAGCUUCUCGACAUUUCCAACCCCAGCAGCCCAAACUACGGUAAGUGGUUGUCUCAUGACGAAGUUGCCACCUUCACUGCCCCUUCAGAGGGCAGCAUCGAGGCUGUCAAGUCGUGGUUGGCCGCCAAUGGCAUAUCCGAGGUCUCUCAGCCGACGAAUGACUGGAUCGAAUUCACUGUUCCUAUCCACCAGAUGGAGUCGCUUCUCGACACCAAGUACGAAUGGUUCACCCACGAAAAUGGGGCCCAGAUUCCCCGUACGACCAAGUACUCGGUCCCUGAAGGUCUUCACUCCAUGAUUGACAUGAUCACGCCGACGACGGCCUUUUACAGCAAUAUCGACUCUCACGCCCAAGAAGCGGGUGUCACGGCCAAUAAGGGCAUCCAGCGCCGCGCAGGCUGCCCAAGCAACGGCAGCAUGAACCCCAACUGCAUCAACCAGCACUACAAUGUCGACUAUACUAGCAACGGCAGCCAGCUCGUCGCAACCACUGGUCUGCUUGGCCUUGGUGCCAAUCAUACAGACUAUGCCAGCUUCGGUAAUGCUUUUGUCCCCAACUUGAAGGACUUCCAGGAUGUCACCCUCGGCAAUGCACCCAACUCGGGCAAUGGCAGUGCCCUCGAAGGAAACCUUGACACCCAGUACAUGGGCGGCCUCUCUUACCCCAAUCCUAGCGUUUACCUUUCCACUGGUCCUACUGGUUCAGACGCCACUUCCUUCAACGACGCCCUUAGCAAUAUUGCCAGUUACUUGACCUCUACUUCCAGCCCUCCCUCGGUCGUCUCUACUAGCUAUGGCGGUGCUGAGAAUGCCUUCGACGGUGACUACAUGGACCGACUAUGCAACGAGUUCAUGAAGAUUGGCUCGCUCGGUAUUACCCUCACAUUCUCAACUGGCGAUCAUGGCGUCGGCGGUAACGGUGCCAGCAAUUGCAACCAAGGUUUCUACGCGCUCUGGCCUGCAAGCUGCCCGUAUGUGACUGCCGUUGGUGGUACCCAGUUCAAUGGAGACUCGGAGGAAGUUGCCAAUUUCUACAAACUCAACAAUAAAACCGAGUCCCCUGGUGGCGGCUACUCGUGGCACUUCAGCGCCCCAGACUACAACAAGAACGUCACUGCAGCCUUUGCUAGUUCGCUCCAGGGCUACGACGACUACAUCAACGCGAGCGGACGUGGUUACCCUGAUAUUUCCCUUGUCAGUGUGGGCUACUCUACAUAUGUCAACGGCAAGGUUCUCGGGGCCCUUGGAACUUCCGCUUCUUCUCCCGCCAUCGCCGCCCUCGUCGGUGUCCUCAACGACUACCGCAAGUCCAAUGGCAAGUCGAACCUCGGCUUCAUCAACCCUCUGCUUUACUCUGCCGCUGCAGCAGACGCGAUCCGCGAUGUUACUUCAGGAAAUAACUUUGGCUGCGGAACCAACGGCUUCUAUGCAAGUCAGGGCUGGGAUGCUGCUAGUGGUCUUGGAACGUUGGACUUUGGCAAGCUUCGCGCUAUCAUCUAA
Messenger RNA from Cordyceps militaris CM01, 1710 nucleotides. RefSeq names its product family S53 protease-like protein. The record is from RefSeq and is a predicted model, not a curated record. Bases 1 to 1710 code for a protein of 569 amino acids. Lineage: Eukaryota; Fungi; Ascomycota; Sordariomycetes; Hypocreales; Cordycipitaceae. Gene Ontology annotation, biological process: proteolysis. Gene Ontology annotation, molecular function: tripeptidyl-peptidase activity; serine-type endopeptidase activity. The transcript has 4 exons.